Molecule: messenger RNA, 425 nt
Organism: Pelmatolapia mariae (spotted tilapia)
Lineage: Eukaryota; Metazoa; Chordata; Actinopteri; Cichliformes; Cichlidae
Product: Fc receptor-like A
Exons: 3
Coding region: 34-306 (90 amino acids)
Biological process (GO): cell surface receptor signaling pathway
Cellular component (GO): plasma membrane
Molecular function (GO): transmembrane signaling receptor activity
Source: RefSeq, a predicted model, not a curated record
UGGUGUGAGUCCAGAGAGGGUCCCAUCAGUAACAUGGUUAACCUGACAGUCACUGGUGGAUCAGUGAUCCUGCAGAGUCCUGUCCUCCCUGUGAUGGAGGGAGAUGACGUCACUCUGCUCUGUAAAACAAAGACCACUCCCUCCAACCUCCCAGCUGCUUUCUAUAAAGAUGGCUCCCUCAUCAGGAAGCAGCCUACAGGUCACAUGACCAUCCAGCAUGUUUCCAGGUCUGAUGAAGGCCUCUACAAGUGUGACAUCAGCGGUCAUGGAGAGUCUCCAUCCAGCUGGAUCACUGUCACAGGUUGACCUACAACCACAAUCCUCCCCCCUGCCUCAGCACCAUCCCCUGACCCCUCUUCCCCCCACCUUGUGUUCAGACCAGUCUUCCACCUGAUGGUGUUCUGUCCAUACUUCAUCUCGACUCU